Messenger RNA from Malus domestica (apple), 891 nucleotides. Lineage: Eukaryota; Viridiplantae; Streptophyta; Magnoliopsida; Rosales; Rosaceae. The record is from RefSeq and is a predicted model, not a curated record.
UCCAACUUUCAGUCAAGGAAGAGGGAGAUGGGUAUCCUUAAUCACAUUGCUUUGAUAAGCGCAGCUUUUGUUAUCCUACAAACUCGUUGGUCAAGUAGUUGGCCUAUGGAUCCAACCCUUGGCUUCCUACGACUCCCACUAAACAAAUCCAACUUUCACGUCCAAAAACCAUAUGAUUUGCAAGAAAGUGAGCGCUACAGCUUUAAACAUGGAGUGCACAAGAUGUGGGUAUACUUCACGGACAAGCCCCUCUAUCGUAAUAGUCCUACCCAUCCUCGAACUGAGAUCCGAAUAACGGGAUACGAUUAUUCUUCGGGUGUAUGGCAAUUCGAAGGAUACGGGUAUGUACCAUGUGGAACAGCCAAUGUCACCAUAAUGCAAGUGUUUGGGGGAAGUCCUCAUGCAACAACGUUUAUGCUUAGAGUUGGCCAAAAUGGUACCCUUACAUAUUAUAGGAGUGCUGUUUUGGCUUCAAACAUGUACGACAGGUGGUUCAGGCUUAAUGUGAUCCAUGAUGCCAAUGCUUCGCAUUUAAAGGUUUAUAUUGAUGGAGUUCUCAAGUUUGAGGCACCUGGUCGGGGAGGGACCUCGCAUUAUUUCAAAUGUGGUGUCUACUCGCAGCCAGAUGGUUCCUACUACAUGGAGUCUCGUUGGAAGGGAAUCAAAGUACUCAAGAAAUGUGGAUGAUUGGUGCCUAAGGGUCUACAGAACCUUGAUGACGUGCUGGUUGACUUGACGCCUCAAUUUACAUGCAUGCAAGUGAAAUAUUAUGUCGAUUUACGUUUUAUUUUUGCUGAGUUUGUGAAAUGUUAUAUUUUGUAAGAAUGACACUACUUGAUUCUUCCCACUUUGCAUGCUAGUGGUGACACUCACCACUCCAUGAUUACCGUU